This is a messenger RNA of Penicillium odoratum, 2289 nucleotides long. RefSeq names its product ferric reductase family protein. Lineage: Eukaryota; Fungi; Ascomycota; Eurotiomycetes; Eurotiales; Aspergillaceae. The transcript has 6 exons. The record is from RefSeq and is a predicted model, not a curated record. Gene Ontology annotation, molecular function: ferric-chelate reductase activity. Gene Ontology annotation, cellular component: plasma membrane. Bases 1 to 2289 code for a protein of 762 amino acids. Gene Ontology annotation, biological process: iron ion transport; intracellular iron ion homeostasis; copper ion import.
AUGUUGCGUCUCAAAUGGCUAGUCAUCCUAAGCGCCCGCGCUUGGGGUGACUUCCUACCUGUAGAUGAGCGAUGUGUGACAGCCAUCUACUCAGCAUACAACUACGUUUCCUUUGCGGGGGAACCGGCCACCGGCAUGUGGGAGACUCGAUGCCAGAAUCCACUCAAGGUCACGUCUAUAUAUGCUGCCUCCGAAGUAUACUGUCGGGAUGCGGAGCGGGCGGCGGGUCUGGCGCAGAUGGCUAGUGAAUGUGAAGAGUUCGGCCAUCGACAGCUGCUUCCGAGGGAGGCCGUUGCGGAAAACCUGACUGAGGAUGCGAUUCGGAAUAUGAGAACUGUGGCCUAUCUAGAGAUGGCUGGAGACGAAGUGUCUGACUUGCCAAUCAUGCUUUCUGCUUCUUAUUUCAAUCGAAUGUACAAUACUAUCGAUUAUUGGCAGUUUGAGAGCUGGUCCCAUCAUGCUUUUGGUUAUAUUGGAUAUGCUUACUGGGGUAUUUUGAUCUUGCUGGGGAUGAGCUACCGUUUCUGUCGUUGGGCAAUUUAUCAUCGAAAGCCUCGGAUGCAACGGGGAGUGGAAUCACAGACAUAUCCGUUUCUCAAUAAAUGGCAUGCUAAUCCCUGGGUGGGACAAAGCAUCCAUUGGUUACAAACCCAUCUCAUUGUGGCAGCUCCGCUAGCAUCACGAGGGCGGCAACUGCUUCUAUGUACAUUCUCGAACCGGGCAGAGGCCCUUGCCGUCGGAGGAUUCUGGAUCCUAAGCAUUGUUCUCAGCCUGGUCGGGUACAGGACCUUUACGGGAAAUAUUUACUGGCCGGAUGUCCCCAGUCAACUUCUACGAUAUUCAGCAGACCGAACUGGCAUCAUGGCAUUUGCCAACUUGCCCUUACUAUGGCUCUUUGGUGGUCGUAACAAUAUCCUGAUCUGGGCUACGGGUUGGAGCUUUGCUACAUACAAUAUCUUCCAUCGACAUGUCGCCCGUGUGGCCACACUGCAGGCGCUGGCACAUGCCACAUUAUACUUGGUAAUUUAUUUCAGGGCCAACAAGUUGUGGAAAGUCUUCUACAAGGUCUAUAUACUUUGGGGGAUUCUGGCCGUCCUUGUGAUGUUUCUCCUAUCAUUGGCAUCGCUAGACCGACUUCGAUUUUCUAGCUACGAAGUAUUCUUGAUCAUACACGUCGUGCUUUCAGUCCUUACCCUUGUUGGAUGCUUCUACCACACCACCAUCUUCGAAGGGUAUGAGUACUGGCAGUACCUAUGGCCCUCCGUUGGUAUCUGGGCAUUUGAUCGAUUCUUACGCGUAGUUCGGUUAUGCUAUUGCAAUGUCCAUGUCAGCCUCACUGGACGCAACCUGAUCCGCACUUCAUCGGGCCAAAUGACCUACGAUGAGGAGACCGAUGUGGUUAGGUUAGAAGUAUCGCUUGCUACUCCCUUCAUUCGUCCAACCCCAGGUGACUAUUUCUUCCUGUACCAACCAUUUCGUUGGAAGGGCUGGGAAAGUCACCCAUUCACCGUUGGUGCUUGGUCAUCAAAUUUUGGAUCGGUGUCACCUUCCAAGAUGUCGAGAAAGUCCAACGAAUCUUUGAGUGUCUCGCAGAUUCCCCUGUUGCCGAGUAGGUCCCAUGACCAAGAAGAUCAAAUACCCACAGAAGGAUCGAAUACGGCCAAUGUACCACCUCUAAAAGCGAUCUUCUGGAUCCGUCCAUACGAUGGCUGGACGCGACAACUGCGCCAGCUAUGCCUUCGCUCAAAAUCUCAACCCGUCAAUACGACCAUCCUCCUCGAAGGACCAUAUGGACACCACUUCCCACUUUGGAAAUAUGAGUCCGUACUUAUGAUCGUAGGAGGCACGGGAAUCGCAUCAGCAGUACCAUACCUCCAAGACCACCUCCAACGAUCAAGACACGACUGGGACGAAGGAACCGGAGAAAAGACCCGCAUCCGAGAUAUCGAAUUAAUCUGGACCGCGAAACAGGUCCCCUUUCUCAAAGAUGUAGCUAGCAGGGAACUCAAGCCCCUGCUGACUCGCGAAGACUUUCAAGCUUCCUUUUAUAGCACUGGAUCCACUACCCCUGAGGAUAUGACCGAGUUCGGAUAUGGAAUUAUACCCGGUCGACCCCAUUUGCAAUCACUCAUCAUGAGUCGAGCGUGCGAUACGUCGUCUGCUGGAAUCUCGCUGGCUGUUUUGGCCUGUGGCCCGGCUGAAAUGGCUGAUGAGGCGCGAGGCGCUGCUCACCUCGCUAUGCGACAAGGAUACCGGAUCAAGUAUGUAGAAAAGUCAUUUGCAUGGUAG